GUCACUCAUCAAAAUAAAGCAAGUCGACAGUGUUUUCAUCAGCUGAUUAAAAGAUCUUUGGAGAGGCUGGACCUUGGCGCAGUGAGAUUCCCGUCUCGGUUGCUGCCGGCCGCAUUGAAGUUUGGUCGUCAUACUGGAAUCGUCCUCCGAGCCCGACGACGGUGGAAGCCCCUCUCCGCCGAGGAAAAAGCUUCGAGUGUCUGCCAGUAACAUGCAAGCUAAUGGCUGCCCUCAGCAUAACGGGGAGGUUGCUGCUUCCACGUCGUCGCAGGUCCACCAAAAUGGAGCCAGUCUGACUUUGAGUAAUGGACAGGCUGGGACAGAGACUAGUCUAGCUCGAUGUCCAAAAGUUUUGACCAAAAGUGACCGGGACAUCGUCCGAUUGAUCGGUCAACACUUGCGAGGACUCGGACUUGAUCGCACUGUUGAUCAGUUAAUUCAAGAGUCGGGUUGCUCUCUGGAGCAUCAUGCUGCUUCCAAGUUCCGUUCACAUGUAAUGAAUGGAGAAUGGGAUAAGGCUGAGUUGGACCUCAAUGAACUCAAAGGGUUAGUGGACAGCCAACAAGGGUCACUGAAAAUGAAGUUUUUAAUCUUGGAGCAGAAAUACCUUGAAUACUUAGAAGAUGGAAGUGUACUAGAUGCCUUACAUGUGCUGAGGAAUGAACUCACACCACUUAAAUUUAACACAGAACGAGUGCAUGAAUUGAGCUCGUUUAUGAUGUGUAACAACCCUGAAGAUCUGAGAGAGAUGGCAGAUUGGGAGGGGAAGUCACCAGAAGCAAGACAGAAGCUCAUGGAAAGGUUACAGUCAUUCCUGCCCCCAACUGUAAUGCUGCCACCACGUCGUCUUCAAACUUUGCUCAACCAAGCUAUAGAACUCCAGAAAGAGAACUGUCCAUAUCACAACACUAAGUAUGACAAUGAUCUGGAAGCAGUCUCCCUACUCAUGGAUCAUAUAUGUAGCAAGGAAGACUUCCCUUGCGCCACAUUGCAAAUACUAAAUGACCAUUGUGAUGAGGUGUGGUACUGUAAGUUCUCCCCUUGUGGAACAAAACUGGCCACAGGCUCUAAAGAUGGAACACUCAUCAUAUGGGACAUAAAUAAAGAAACACACGAAUUAAGGCAUAGGCGGACAUUUGAUGGACAUGCAUAUGGUGUGGCCUGUAUAGCCUGGAGCCCAGACAGCAUGUAUAUAGUGGCUUGUGGGCCUGAGGACUGCUCUGAACUCUGGCUCUGGAAUGUAGAGACAGGAGAUUUGCGGGUGAAGAUGAGUCAAUCCCCAGAAGACAGUUUGACUUGUGCAUCAUUUCAUGCUGAUGGGAAGAGGUUUAUCACUGGAGGGACAAGAGGCCAGUUUUAUCAAUGUGAUUUAGAUGGCAAUGUGCUGGACUCCUGGGAGGGGGUCAGGGUGCAGGGCUUACAGUGUCAGAAAGAUCACAAAGUAGUCCUAGCUUCAGAUACACACCACAGAAUUAGAGGAUAUAACUUUGAUGAAUUAACAGACUUCCAAGUAAUCCAAGAAGACCAUCCUAUCAUGUCUUUCACAAUAGCAGAUGAUGGACGGAGGACACUUCUUAAUGUUGCAACUCAGGGAGUGCAUUUAUGGGAUCUGAAGGACAAAUGUUUACUUCGCAAGUUCCAAGGCAUAACGCAAGGUUUCUACUCCAUCCACUCCUGUUUUGGAGGACUGAAUCAAGAUUUUAUUGCCAGUGGAAGUGAAGAUCACAAGGUAUAUAUCUGGCACACCAAACGUGAGGUGCCCAUCUGUGUAUUAGAAGGUCAUACUCGCACAGUGAACUGUGUACAUUGGAAUCCCAAGUUACCCAGCAUGCUGGCCAGUGCAUCUGAUGAUGGAACUGUAAGGAUAUGGGGGCCACAAAAAUAUUGUAAGCAAGAGGCCAAUGGCUGCCAAUCUGGUCGCAGCACACCAGUAUAGUAGCCAAGAAGAAGCUGUGUUUGUGACUUGGUUAUAAAUCUAUGGAUAGCAGGCAAUAUUUUCAGCCGUGGUAUAAAACAGCAAGGUUUUGAAAGUACCAGUGGAAAAAAUUGUACUGUUACCAGUUUGGAGUGAAGUACAAGGAUGUGAAAAAUGACAAAGGAGACUUGUUUGCAGUUUUUGCAAGAAAGUGCGUGCGUGCGUGUGUGUGCUUGUGACCCACUGAACAUGUGACACUUGGAAUGAGUUUAGAAUUCAUGUUAUAUGAAUUACGAUAGGUGCUGAUGUCAAUAGAGCCUCCCUUCAGGAAAAACAAUAUUUCAACCUGGUCCAACAUGAACAACUUGUAUGUGCUAGCCAAGGGUGCAUAUAUAGAUGAGGGGAGGGCCUCUGUGAGAAUGAAGGGAAACUUGGUAAAAACAAAUGGUGGCUUUGUAGAAGCCAGAAGGUGGAAAGAAUGGUCUGACCAAUUACAGUUUGGUAAUUAAUUUUAAGAAAUGUGAAAUUGUACUCUCUUUAGUUUUCAAGAAACUGUUAAGUACCUAGCAAUGGCACAACAUGAAAUGAUAGUUGGAUGAAAGCAUGUUGGUUAUUUGUGUGCAUUUCGAGGAUCUUCCUCAAGAUGCUGUAGAACUUUUUAAUAUGAAGUGAUAGGUAAAUUGUGUAGAUUUUAAGGCAUAUAGACAUGUUAUACUCCAACAUGUAUCAGAACUCUGCUUAUUUUAUUUUGAUUGAAAAUAAAAGAAAAUUAUUUAGCAACACUGGAAUGCAAUCAAUUUCCUCUCUUAUUUAUUGGUGAAAAAAUACAUUUUUUUCAUAAACAAUGAUGUAACUUUCAUAUUUUUUCAACUUUCUCUGAUUGUGUUUGAAAAUUCUGGUGAUAUUUCACUUUUCUUAGCUGUAACAUGCAGUUUUUUCAGAGGAAGAUAUACAAGGUCAUGUACUAUUGCUUAUUAAGUUUGUUUGCCACCAGACAUGCCACCUGUAUCAAUGUAUUUACCUCUUUGUUUAUUAGUUCAAUUUUAAUCUGAUUUAUUAUAAUUAUGUGCAUCUUUUUAAAUAAUAUUAAUUGUAAUAUUUUAUUAAACCAAAAUUGCACUUAUUGUCUGAUGGAAAGAAUUGGCAUUUUACUAAUGUCAAAUGGUUCAAUA
Messenger RNA from Lingula anatina, 3087 nucleotides. RefSeq names its product WD repeat-containing protein 26-like. The record is from RefSeq and is a predicted model, not a curated record. Gene Ontology annotation, molecular function: protein binding. Gene Ontology annotation, biological process: proteasome-mediated ubiquitin-dependent protein catabolic process. Gene Ontology annotation, cellular component: GID complex. Lineage: Eukaryota; Metazoa; Brachiopoda; Lingulata; Lingulida; Lingulidae.